This is a messenger RNA of Trifolium pratense (red clover), 1728 nucleotides long. Its product is annotated as polyadenylation and cleavage factor homolog 5-like. NCBI's taxonomy places the organism in Eukaryota, Viridiplantae, Streptophyta, Magnoliopsida, Fabales, Fabaceae. The transcript is spliced from 3 exons. Gene Ontology annotation, cellular component: mRNA cleavage factor complex; cytoplasm. The coding region runs from base 245 to 1570 and encodes 441 amino acids. The record is from RefSeq and is a predicted model, not a curated record. Gene Ontology annotation, biological process: termination of RNA polymerase II transcription. Gene Ontology annotation, molecular function: mRNA binding; RNA polymerase II complex binding.
AUCCAAACUUCUAAAUCAUAUCUUUUUGUCAAAAAAAAAAAUCAUAUCUAAAAAGAUAUCUAAAAAAUUGUAAACAAAUCUUAAAUCAUAAAUUCUAUACUUAUCCAAGCUUGUUACUAUAUACUUAUCUAAGUUUGUUAUAAAAAAUAAGGAAAGGAAGAGAGAAAACAAUUAAAGAUUGUGACUAUAAAAUAGGGAAAGAAAAGAAAGAGGGAAUAAACUAUCUAGAGGUUGCAGGUGAAAGAUGAUUGUGGCUAGUAAGAUUACUCAAUUUGUCCCAAGUAGGGUUAGAACAGAAUCUUCUCAUCAUGUUAUUUCAAAGUCAUGGCAAAACACUGAAGAAGAGGAGUUUGAUUGGGAAGAUCUGCGUCCAACUCUAUUAGACAACACUAGAAAUAAUAGUUUCCUGCAACCAACUAUUGGCUUCUCCACAGAAAAGCCUGUUACUGUUGCAGCAAGUUCGAUGUCAAGGAUGUUUCCUGGUCUCAAGCCUAAUAUUGAGUACCGUCCACCAAUCUUGGCGGCAACUUUUGAAAAUGUGCAUGCUCCUCGUCCUCCCUGCCUAAAUCCUAUUGAAAAUGUGCAUGCUCCUCGUCCUCCUUGCUUAAAUCCUAUUAGAUUUCCAUUGAACAAUCUUGUUAUGAAUCCAUCUGAAUCAACAAAUGCUAAUAGUUAUCGGAACCCUUUUCAAAGACAUACACACCCUGUUAUGCCAGGCCAAAGAAUCAUCACAAACAACCCUUUACAUUUUCCUCCAGCCAGCGGCCCACAUGCUCCUCCGCCCCAGAUGCUACCUCAUCCCAAUCCUUUCGUAUCAAGCGAACAGCCAUCUGUUGGAUAUUCUAAUUUGAUUAAUUCACUCAUGGCCCAAGGUGUAAUAUCAUUGGCUAAUCAAGCUCCUACACAGGAUUUUGUUGGCAUUGGCAUUGAGUUUGAUCCCAAUAUUCUAAAGGUUCGUCACGAAUCUGUAAUCAGUGCCUUAUAUGGUAAGUUGCCUAGACAGUGCAAAACUUGUGGCCUACGAUUCAAAUCACAAGAUGAGCACAGCAGACACAUGGAUUGGCAUGUGACUAAGAACCGUAACCGUAUUAGUAUGUCUAAAAACCAUAAGAUGAAACCCUCUCGCAAGUGGUUUGUCAGUGAGACGAUGUGGCUCAGCGGUGCAGAGGCAUUGGGAACUGAAUCAGCUCCAGCUCCAGGUUUUUUGCCAACUGAGGAAAAGAAAGAAGACAAAGAAUUGGCAGUUCCUGCUGAAGAGGACCAGAAAACAUGCUCUCUAUGUGGAGAGCAUUUCGAUCAGUUUUACAGUGAUGAAACAGAGGAUUGGAUGUACAGAGGAGCUGUUUACCUUAAUGCGCCCAAUGGAAUAAUAACAGCCGGCAUGGAUAGGUCACAGUUAGGCCCCAUUAUUCAUGCUAAAUGCAGAUCUGAAUCUACUACAUCCCCAUCUCAAGAUUGUGUGAUGGAUGGAGAAGGCAAUCAAAGAAAACGUAUGCAGCAAGGCACAUAUGAUGAAGGCAAUCAAAGAAAACGAAUGCGAACAAGUUUUUCGCAAAUUCAUCCUUUUUAGUUUUUAGCCAAAAUAUGUAAUGAUUUUGUAAAAAAAAUGUAAUGAUUUCAUGUACUUUACAAAAUUAAAUGCAUUAACCUGUAAAUUUACGAUUACUUAAUUUUUUUUGUUCCAAAAAACCUUUUAAUAAAAUUGUCAUUCUAAUUAUUUUUUCUCUA